AUGACCACCGUCACCCCCGUAGACGAGGCCCCACCACACGUGACCAGAAACUGUCACAGCCAGACUCAGCAGGCCCCAGCCACAAAGCGACUGACACUCGACGAGAUAUUCGAAAGAUUCGGGGCAAAGCUGUUAGACCGCAAAGGGCAAGCAAUAAAUCUACAAGUACCCCCGACAGGAGCAAAAGAUGGCAGCAAGAGGAGGCCUGGGAAACCUCUCGAGGGCCCAAACUUGUCCCCAUCUUCUACACACAACUCAAGCAGCCCACCCAGGCUGGAAGCCAAGAGGAACCCAACCCGCAAGUACCAGCCACACAUAGGGAGAGCUAAAGGACGCCCGCACAGACAAAAUGUAAUACAUCCCCAAAAUGGAAGACCCUGGACCUCAACGGACUCCAGGGUCAUGCAAACAGGUACCGGCUAUCACACAACCCUGGGGCUGGAGGGGCGCCCUGCCUUCACACUGCUAGAGUGCUCCCCAAUGCGGACUGAACACACAAGUACGCAGAGACGAUUGUAG
This is a messenger RNA of Pelobates cultripes (western spadefoot toad), 519 nucleotides long. NCBI's taxonomy places the organism in Eukaryota, Metazoa, Chordata, Amphibia, Anura, Pelobatidae. The record is from the annotation of a GenBank genome assembly.